Pararge aegeria (speckled wood butterfly) is the source of this 2078-nucleotide messenger RNA. RefSeq names its product protein phosphatase 1 regulatory subunit 7 (gene sds22). The record is from RefSeq and is a predicted model, not a curated record. NCBI's taxonomy places the organism in Eukaryota, Metazoa, Arthropoda, Insecta, Lepidoptera, Nymphalidae. The transcript has 6 exons. Gene Ontology annotation, molecular function: protein binding. The coding region runs from base 151 to 1173 and encodes 340 amino acids.
UCAAACUGCUGUCAAAAUCGUGAAUCACAUCUGAUCACAAUAUAAAUUAAUUAUUGUCGUAUUUGUGAAUACGCAUUGCCGGUACCGACUUUUUCAAAAGUUUCCUGUAGCUUUCAUUUUGUACUAUUGUACUAAACCAAUAAUUUAAUUAUGUCAGAGAACCAAGACACACCAAUGGCUAAUAAUGAAGCAGAUGAUGUACCUAAGGAGGCAGUAACUAGGAAUGGAGAGAAUCACAAAGAAGGUGGUAAAUCGCCAACUCCGCCCGUAACUCCGCCGCCCGGAGAGGAAGAAACCCGGGAGAUUAUUGUAAUCGAUGAGAACACAGAUACUCUGGAUUUGAAUCACGGCAGAAUCGGUAAAAUUGAGAAACUUGAGCCUCUAAAGAAUUUGGAAAGAUUAUAUUUAAGAUGGAACCUCAUCAAGAAGAUAGAAGGUCUGAACACAUUGUCCACUUUAGUGGAACUAGAGCUUUAUGAUAAUCAGAUUGUGGUCAUAGAGAAUUUGGAUAACUUGGUAAAUUUAGAAAUACUGGAUCUUUCCUUCAAUAGAAUAAAGGAAAUUGCAGGCCUCAAUAAGCUGCUAAACCUUCGGAAACUAUUCCUAAGCUCCAAUAAGAUUACAGAAAUCAAAAAUGUUAAUCAGCUUCCCAAGCUUGAAAUGUUAGAGCUGGGUGAUAAUCGCAUUAGGGAAAUCAAAAACUUAGAAGGAUUGGGCACAUUGAAAGAACUCUAUCUCGGCAAAAACAAAAUAACAAAAAUACAAAAUCUUGAUGAUCUGAGCCACUUAGAGAUACUGAUUUUACAAAGCAACCGUCUAACUAAAAUCGAAAAUUUAGAUCAAUUGAGUAAUUUAGAACAGCUGUACCUAUCUGAGAAUGGUAUACCGGUAAUGGAGAAUAUGGAGAGUCAAGUCAAGUUGCAAACAUUGGAUUUGGCUAUGAACAGAAUUACGACUAUCGAUAAUGUGAGGCAAAUGAGCAAUUUGGAGGAGCUGUGGUUGAACGACAACCUAAUAGCAGAUUGGUCAUCAGUGGAUUACCUUCAAGAAAAUAAAAAAUUGGCUACGAUAUAUCUAGAACGCAAUCCUAUAGCGACAGAUCCCGCUUACAGGAGAAAACUCAAGCUAACGCUGCCUUCGCUGACACAGAUCGACGCUACUUUGUGUAGAUAAGAAUUCACUAUUUAUCAUAAAAGAACCGCGUCACGAAAGUUGAAAAAGAAGCUUUAAUAGAAAGUUCUAGGGUAUAAUAUACAGGCUUUUUUGAAUUACAAUACGUAAUUUCACGGCUAAAGAUUAUUUAUAAAAAAUUCAAAAUUUCUUUAUUCAUGUAGGCCUAUCACAGGCACUAUAUAGAAUGCUAGCCGCUACAGUUAAGUGUGAUUUAUGUAUACAAUUUUAUACAAAUAAUCUUUGGCCGAGUUUCGCUGCAGUAUAAUUCCGUCCGAUGCGGUUCAGCCUUUAGGACCUGUUAGAAGCGGUGAUAUACUAGUAAUAGGACUUCGGCUUCACUUUCGGGGGACCGAGUUCAAUGUAGUAUUACUUGCUUCAUAGGUGAAGAAAACCAUCGUGAGAAAAUCUGCAUGCCUGAGAGGUCUCAAAGAUGUAGGAAUUCCACCAAUCCGCUGAGCGUGGUGCUUAGACCUUUCUCAUUCUGAGAGGAGACUUAUGUCCUGUAGUGGGCCAGUAAUGGGUUGUUGACAACUCUGAUAUCUUUAUCAUCAUCAUCGUCAUGAUGAUCAUGAUAAACGUGUCAGAGUUUCCGAACUCUAGGCCACUAAAACAGUAAUUUCAACUUUCGUGACGCCAGUUGUAAUUUAAACUAGGAAUUUAUCACUACUAUUUGAUAUUUAGAGUAUUUGAUGCUCUUUACAUUAAUUCUAUAUUUUGUUGUAAAAGUGAAAUGGUAUUUUAAAAUGUGUAUGUGAUAUGGUCUAACUGUACCUAUUCUACCAUUAGUGGAUUGUUGUAGUGUGUUAGGGGUUUUACCCUAAUUGUGUAGUUUUGUUGUAAUUAUUAUGAAAUAGCUAGAAGUAUAUAUAUAUAGUCUUGAAAUAGCUAAGUUCAUUUUAAAAUAU